Molecule: messenger RNA, 1400 nt
Organism: Leucoraja erinaceus (little skate)
Lineage: Eukaryota; Metazoa; Chordata; Chondrichthyes; Rajiformes; Rajidae
Gene: hsd11b1la
Product: hydroxysteroid (11-beta) dehydrogenase 1-like a
Exons: 7
Coding region: 98-970 (290 amino acids)
Cellular component (GO): intracellular membrane-bounded organelle
Molecular function (GO): oxidoreductase activity
Source: RefSeq, a predicted model, not a curated record
CAAGGGUGUGUGCUUUAUUUCCAAUCAAUUCCCUGUCUCCCCUGGACAUUUGCAGCAUUUGAAUGCUGCUUGACAACAAUUCUGCGAAGACUUGGACAUGGCAAGAUUAACAAAGAUCGUCAUUUUAGCAAUCUCAGUUGGCAUUUUAGCAGUGUUAUGGAGAGAUACAUUUGAACCUGAGAUACUCUCUGGAGCCCAUGUCCUGUUGACUGGAGCUAGUAAAGGGAUUGGCGAACAGAUGGCAUACCACUACGCCCAGUUCGGCAGUGAACUUGUGAUAACUGCGCGAAAUAAAACUCUACUGGAACAAGUGGAGGAAAAGUGUUUGCGUCUUGGAGCUCGGAAAGUCCACUCCAUCUCCGCCGACAUGUCUGAUCCAAAGAGUGGAAAUCAAGUGGUGCAAUUCGCUCUGGAAAAACUAGGUUCUCUGAACUAUUUGGUUUUGAAUCACAUCGGAUAUGAUCCUUUCCAGAUGUGGGGUGGGAACGCUGAGCACACAAGCUGGCUGAUGCAAGUCAAUUUCCUGAGCUACGUGCAAAUGACUGCCGCGGCGCUGCCUUCGUUAAUCGAAACCAAAGGAUCCAUCAUUGUCGUCUCCUCUCUUUGCGGCAAGGUUGCCAUCCCAUACGCCGCUUCUUACUCCGCAUCAAAGUCUGCUUUGGAGGGAUUCUUCAAUUCCCUGCGGCACGAGCUGGUAAUACAGAAGAGGGAAGUGUCAGUCACGCUGUGCAUCCUUGGACUGAUCGACACUCAGACAGCAUUGGAGAAAAUGAGAGCCAGGGGGCUGGCGAUAGUGAGCCCCCACCCUGCUGCCGAGGCAGCGCUGGACAUUAUCCGAGGAGGAGCGAUCAGGGCAAAGGAGAUCUACAGCCCUUGGUGGGUGGUGGGGAUGGCGCGUACACGUGACUGGUUCACCGACUUGCAGGACAUGCUCAUGCACAGAUAUUUUCAGCCAAAGGAUGGGCAAUAAGCAUCAGUGUGGUGUGGUCCUGGGCAGCUGUCAAUCCUGCCACACGGAAAUAAAUGGAAAACAACACGGAACUGGGACAACUACUUUAUUUAGUUUAGAUUAGGGAUACAGCGUGGAAAUGGGCCCUUCGGCCCAACGAGUCUGUGCCGACCAGCGACCCCUGCGCAUCAACGCUAUCCCUACACACACUAGGGACAAUUUUACAUUCAUACCAAGCCAAUUAACCUACAUACCUGCACAUCUCUGGAGUGUGUGAGGAAACUGAUGAUCUUGGAGAAAACACGCAGGUCACGGGGAGAACGUACAAACUCCGUAUGGACAGCGGCUGUAGUCAGGAUUGAACCCGGUUCUCUGGCGCUCUAAUGCUAUGCCACUGUGCCGCCCAUUCUGUAUUCUGUACUUCAAAUGUAAACAAAUACUCCACAGAUAA